UCCAUCUGUGAUUCUCCUUUUGCAGGUCAGGGGACGGUACCUCAUGGUGUAUGCUCAGGGCAGCUGUCUGUUGCUGCCUCUCAUCCCUAGCUGGUAUCGGGACAAUUGCUGCCACAUUUGUUUCUCGUUCAGGACCUGUUUUAAAGAAGGGAUGGCACACAUCUUCUGAGGGCAGGGGAAGAUUGCUUCUCAACAUGUUUUCAGAAAACAUUUAUAUUAACACAAACUUCAAAAAUAAAUUCGAUUCCUCAGACCUCAAUGCAGACUCUCCUCCAGUUCCUCAAAAGAAGACCACAACUCAUGAAAGCUGUCACAGAUUCUCCAAGGUCCUCCUCACCUCAUUCACAGUCUAUUUCCUGCUGUUGACAACCUUAUUCUCUGUUGCUCUGAUCUCUUUGUUUCAAAAAUAUUCUCAGCUUCUUGAUGAGAAAGCACUCAUAAAAGAACUGAAUUACACCAAACUAGAGUGUAGAAAACAGCAUUCAUUCUUUAAAG
This is a messenger RNA of Peromyscus maniculatus bairdii (prairie deer mouse), 495 nucleotides long. The record is from RefSeq and is a predicted model, not a curated record. Lineage: Eukaryota; Metazoa; Chordata; Mammalia; Rodentia; Cricetidae.